UCACAGGUUAAGUUGUUUGAUCCAACCUGUAAAAUAGAAGAAUUUUUGAGUCAGACAUUAGAUCCUCCUGGUUUUGAGUCUAUUCGAAGUGCUGCUAGAGUUCUUCAGGAGAUUGGGGCAUUGUCAGUUGAUGAACACCUGACAGAGCUAGGGCAGAAGUUUGGCUAUCUUCCUGUUCAUCCAUAUACGAGCAGGAUGCUUAUUUUCUCCAUAUUAAUGAAUUGCCUUGAUCCAGCUUUAACACUUGCAUGUGCAUCUAAGUGUAAAGAUCUAUUUGUGCUUCCUAUUUUACCUGAUGAAAAGAAGAGAGCUGCAGCUGCUAGAUCUGAGCUUGCUUCGUUGUAUGGGGGUUGUGGUGAUCAGUUUUCUAUAAUAGCAGCAUAUCAAUGCUGGGUUAAUUCAAAGAAAAUGGGUCUAGAAUCACGGUUUUGUUCUCAGUACUUUGUUUCUCAAAGUGCAAUGAGCAAGUUAGAUGUCAUGCGGAAGAAUUUAGCUGGGGAACUAUAUAGGAAUGGGCUUAUUAAUAGGAGUAGUAGAAAUUAUUGCUCUAAUGCCUAUGAUCCUGGUAUACUUCAAGCUGUUUUGGUAGCAGGGAUGUACCCGAUGGUUGGGAAAUUGUUCUUUCCUUACGGAAGUGGAAAGAAGAUUCUUGUUAACACUAAAAGUAUCGAUAGUGUUUGCUUGAAUAGUCAUACUUUGAAUUAUAAGUUGUCUUCACAGAAAAUUCUUGAUUGCUCUUUUGUUGUAUAUGAUGAGAUUACUAGCGUCGACCGGGGCUUGUGCAUAGGGGACAGUACCAUUGUUGGACUAUUUCCAUUAUUUUUGCUUUCCAAAGAGAUUGAUGUUGAUCAUGCAAAGGAUUGUACUGAUAAUAUAAUCACAGUAAUCAUAGAUGGAUGGCUUUAUUUUGAGUCAACAGCAUUCGAUGCUUUUCACAUGAACUACUUGAGAGAGCUAUUAACAGCAGCAAUUAUAUACAAAGUGACAUAUUCAACGGAUGUUCUUUCUCCUGUUCUACAAGCCGCAGUGGAUUCCCUAGCUUGCAUUCUUUCUUGUCAUGGGCGUUCUUGCAUAUCACUCAUCUCAGAUUGUGCUAUGAAACAGACUACAACAAAUGCUACUAAUACAAAAAAAUUCCAAACACAGCUUAUAAAUCAAGAUGCACACCAGACCAGUCCAUCUCAAGUUAAGGCAUCUGAACCUGAGGCCAUUGAAAAUUCAAUUAACCAGACAAGUAAAAAUGCUCGAAUAGGUUUGGCUUGUUCGAAUCCAACAAAGAAAACCUUCUUGACUCUUGAAGGAUUCUGUACAGGGCUUAUAAAUCACAAUGAUGUGCCUUCUAGAGCUAGCAAAUCCACAGGUGCAGAAAAGCCUAGGGAUCCCACAAGAAGGAACACUGAAACAGGUUCAGCUCGUUCAAUCCAGACAGCACAUUUAAAUGAUGACGUAACCAUGACUGAUGUGAGAGCUUCUAGACAACCAUAUCAACCAAAAAAGUAUUAUUACUGGCAUGGGGCUUGCUAUGAAAAGAUCUGGGUUGGGUGGUCCUUUCCUGAGGUGGGAUGGAUUAAAGCUAAUGUAGAUGGGUCUUAUAAGCUUGAAGAACAUCUUACUAGCUGUGGUGGAGUUUUCCGUGAUCACACAGGUUCUUGGUGUUUUGGCUUCACGUUAAAUCUUGGAACAUUCUGUUUCGGAUCAUCAGAUCCAACGUCUAAUGACUUUAGUGUGCAAUCUGAACUGUGGGGUGUCCUGACUGCCCUGAAGCUUGCUAAGGAGAAAAAGAUUUCGCAGCUGUGGAUUGAGUCUGAUAGUGUUGAUGCAGUGGACUGUGUUCUGAAUAAACGGGCGGAAAAACAUGAUCUUUAUACUCCUCUUGUUCAAUCGAUACUUGAGUUGAUUGAGGGAAAUUGGAAGGUUCGAAUCUCUCAUAGUUAUCGUGAAGGAAACCAAGUGGCUGACUGGUUGUCAAAAUAUGGGCAUAGUAAGGAGAUAGGUCUCCGAGUGUACGAUGCCCCUCCCAAAGGGGUAAAAAAACUAUUAAUUCGGGACUAUUCUGGAUUCUCUAAACAACGAUAUGUACGUCUCACUGCAAGAUGACCUAAAUUACGGGUAUUACUUUCAAUUUAAAUUACUAUUCACUAUUCACUAUUCAUGUUAUACCACAUUUCUUAGGUCUAACCUUAUGUGAAAACUCGGUAUUCAUUGCCAACAAAUGCCUUUUUUCUUAUAUAUAUGCUAAAUUCAUCUCUCGGUAUAUCUUCUAUUAUACUAAGUUUCAAAAUUGAAUCCUUAUUCUUAUGUAUAU
Vigna umbellata (rice bean) is the source of this 2305-nucleotide messenger RNA. The record is from RefSeq and is a predicted model, not a curated record. NCBI's taxonomy places the organism in Eukaryota, Viridiplantae, Streptophyta, Magnoliopsida, Fabales, Fabaceae.